AUGGGAUUUGAAGAGGGAACCAACCGCAGAGCUGACGAUUGGAACAUCGAUGACUUGUCUCAGCCAUGGGUUUCCGAUCUUGAGGAGGAUGACCUUGCUUCUGUCGCGUUUGCAUCCGAAAGAUCUCUUGAUGGAUUCAUUCCGCCAGAUUCUCUGAUAUCAAAGUCUCCGGAACAAGAAAAGAUCAUGCCAGUUGUUGCGGUAUCACCGUACCUGGAAUCCUUAAUGAAGCGCUAUCCGGAGCACAUUCCUGCAAGCCUUCCUAGAAUGCGUAGGAAGCGAAGGCCGCUAUGUCUCUUUGUCAACUUUAUGGGAACAAGGAAAAACAAAACGAAGCCUGUUUCGCAACCAAGUGGAGCGAAGAGAGGGAUAGCUACCACUAUGGUACCGGCGCAUCCUCCUCGUGACAAAACAUACACAGUUCCUGCGACACCAACGAAGCGACAAAAGGUGGACAGUCACCAAAAAGAAAGCAUGGAUACAACACGCAGCAUAAUCGUGACAUAA
Cylindrotheca closterium is the source of this 507-nucleotide messenger RNA. The record is from the annotation of a GenBank genome assembly. Lineage: Eukaryota; Bacillariophyta; Bacillariophyceae; Bacillariales; Bacillariaceae.